AUGGAUAUCUUAGGCUCAAAUACUUCCGACUCCGAAUCCCUGACUAAGAAGAGGAAGCUACACUCGGAAUCUAGUGAUCUACCAGCCGUACCCUCCCCGAGCUCGCGGGACAUUACAAUGGUGGCAGCCGGUGAGCACACCGGCCCUUUCCCCCUUCCACACCUGAUUCAACCCACACCCCCCACCCAACUGUCUAACACCCUACAUACCUACGGACCCAGCCCACUACUAGCCCCCGAACCAUACGGGCCAGGACGGAACAUCCGAGAGUGGCUCCAAGACCUUUCCCUCCUCAUAGUGAGCGUCCCCCCUCAUGAACACGUAUGCUACCUCCUACGCUUUCUUUCCCCUCACGCCCGUAGGCUAGCGUUUGACGCCGGCCUAACACCCAAAUCUGACUUCCAAAAAGCCUCCGAAGUCCUCUUGCAACUCUUCGCCAGCCCUGACGCCUCGGCCUUGGCGAAUCAGCGGUUCGCCACGCUACGACAACGGCCCGGCCAAUCAGUGGAUGACUUCGCCCACGACCUACGACGUCUGGCUGCAGCGGCUUUCACCAACCUUCCAGAGAGUGACCGCGACCGGUUUAUUCUCCACCAGUUCAUCACCGGCUUAAGGGACCGUACCGCCAGCGGUGUACUCCUGUUACACCCACCGGCCAGCCUGUCCUCAGCUAUUCAGCAAUGUCGGCUCUACGAAGAGUGUCACUCGAGAGCGACUGGAUCCCCACGCCGCACCAACAGCCCCACCCGCACGACCCCCCACCCAACAGACGACCUUCCACUUUACCAGUGCGAUUCCCGGAUCACAAUCCCGGAUGUCCUUAUUGUGCAGCUUUCGGACCACAAGCUCGGCGAUGCGGACACAACCAGCCAAGUAAGUCUGUCUUCAUUGCUCCUACUUACCUGGCUUUUUUCGUCUCACCAACCCCCUUUUACAAUUUCCGCUACACUAGUCGGUCACAAGAUACCAGCCUUGGUAGACACAGGCGCCAACGUGUCCCUAGUGAACAACUCCAGCCUCACCCGCGAGUUACGCGAACAGAUCGACCACACGAGCGCCCCCCAUACCCUGCGUGCCGCGAACGGUACCCUUAUACCCCUCUUAGGUCGCAUAACCCUAGACCUCACUAUAGACAACACAGAAUUGACGUAUCCAUUCCUAGUGACAUCUGAUAGUCCGUGGGCCCUAGUUCUAGGGUUGGAUCUCCUGGCAGACCACGAUUGCGUUAUCCAUACCAAGAGUCGUCGUCUGUCAAUCCUGACACGCCCAGACCCCCCCACCCAUAUACCAUCUGAGAACCUCGAUCUGAUGUACGACGCCGUGGUAGCAGCCGCAACACUCGAGCCGUCCGACAUCGAUGCGAACCUACCUCCAACAGAAGUAGUCGGGCCAGACAACCGUAAUAAACUACGUAAACUCCUACUGUCAUUUCCCGGGUUGUUCACCUGGUCAACCGAUACAAUAGGGCGCACCCGCAAGGUGCAACAUACUAUUAACACGGAUGACGCGAAACCCAUUUGGCAACCCCCACGCCGAAUACCAGUACGGUUCCGCGCAGAGGUUGACAAAAUCAUAGACGAACUGCUUAAAGCCCACAUUAUACAACCGUCUUCCUCCCCACUGGGCGUCGCCGAUAGCCUUAGUCCCCAAAAAAGACGGCUCCCUCAGUCUCUGCAUAGACUAUCGCCGCCUGAAUGCCGUCACUGUCCGUGACUCAUUUCCCUUGCCGCGUCUCGACGACACCCUAGACAGCCUUGGCGGAGCAGCUUGGUUCUCGACCCUGGACCUUAAGUCAGGCUAUUGGCAAGUCGAGAUCGAUCCCAAAGACCGCCCGAAGACCGCAUUUAUCGCUCCCCAAGGGUUGUUCGAAUUCCAGACGCUUCCUUUCGGACUAUGUAACGCCGCCGCCACGUUCCAGCGAUUGAUGUACCAGGUGUUACGACACCUUAUCCCUCACAAAUGCCUCGUAUAUCUGGACGACAUCAUCGUUUUUGGACCCGAUGUUGAACAACACAACCGCAAUUUAAGAGAGGUGCUAGAAGCCCUCCGUGAUGCGGGCCUGACCCUGAACCCGGCCAAGUGCACAUUCCUACGGCCAGAAGUACAAUUUCUGGGCCAUAAGAUUUCCCCAGGACGCAUAGCCGCUCUACCGGACCGCUUACAACAGAUCCGUACAUGGCCGACCCCCGCCAACCAGACGCAGCUACGCAGUUUCCUCGGGCUUGCCUCCUAUUACCGACGGUUUAUACGUAAUUUCGCCCACAGUGCCGGCCCUCUCCACAAGCUGACAGAGAAAGGUAGGGAAUUCAGAUGGUCCCCAGAAUGUGAAGAUGCUUUCACUAACCUACGGGCCGCCCUUGCAUCCGACCCACUUCUAGCCCUCCCGAACGUCGAUCAUGACGCCCCUCCUUUCAUCCUCGAUACAGAUGCCAGCGGUUUUGUCAUCGGUGCAGUAUUGUCACAAACAGACUCCCAGGGCGUCGAACAUCCCGUCUGCUUUGCGAGUAACACGCUGACGAAGGCUCAGCGGAACUACUGCACAUUCCGCAGAGAGCUAUUAGCUAUAAUCACAUUUAUACUGCAGUUCAAACAUCUACUUAUUGGACGCCGUUUCAUACUACGAACCGAUCACAAGGCCUUGCAGUGGCUUCAGUCCAUUAAAGACCCUAUGGACCAGCUCGCCCGUUGGCAAAAAUUCCUUCAAGAUUUCGAUUUUGAUGCCAAUUUCGGCCUGGGCAUAAACACGGCAACGCCGACGCCCUCUCCCGACUACCCGACUCCCCGACUACCGAACCCGAAAACCAUGCGACUUACGUAAAUGCCAUUACGAUGUCGGAAACUACCCGCCACACCUGGGCGAAAGCACAACGUACUGACCCCGACACCUCCACCAUUUACCGCCACUUGAUGAACAACCUCAAUAAACCCCUGGAAGCCGACAUGCGAGGAUCCAGCCAGAACGCACGCAUCCUACUACACCAGUGGCCACACCUCCUGUUGGACAAUGACAUUUUGUUCCUGCGGGAUUCCGCGUCCCAACGUCUUCGUCCCGUGGUACCCGGAUGCCUCGUCGAAUCCGUUCUGGCCGACCUUCACGCCGAGCUGGGUCAUUGUGGACAGAAACGCACUGAACUAGCCGCACGCGCGAGGUUCUGGUGGCCGCAACUCCGAGCAUCCAUCUACCACUUCUGCCAGUCCUGCGAUACAUGCGCAUCCUUUAAGUCUCCUGUGCCAACACCCAGGGCUCCCAUGCAACCCAUGACCACGGGUUUCCCCGGAGAACGCGUGGGACUAGAAUUAUCGGCCCCCUCCCUAUAUCCGUACGCGGGUAUGAAUACAUACUAGUGAUAAUAGACUAUUUCACGAAAUGGGUCGAAGCGGUGCCACUACUCCGCCAAGACGCCACAUCUGUCGCCAACGCCGUCAACAGAUCCUGGAUUUGCCGCUGGGGCGCCCCCCUAGCCUUCCACACCGACUGUGGGAGCAAUUUCGACUCUCGACUCUUCCAGGACGUUUGCCGCACGCUGGACGUCAACAAAACCCGCACUACUCCCUAUCACCCCGAAGGCAACGGCCUCGUCGAACGAACUAACCGCACCCUUCACAACCUCCUUCUCGCCUUUUGUAAAGACAAUCACGAACAUGACUGGGACACACAAUUACCCUUCUGCCUGAUGGCAUACCGGAGCUCAAUCCACUCCUCCACCGGUUUCACACCUCAUUACCUAUGGACUGGGCGCGACCUACGUCUUCCAGUAGACCUUCAACACCCCUUAGACGUACCCGACCCCACCCCCGUUACCACAUACGCCUCCCAACUCCGCGAAACAAUUCGGACCGCCUAUAACGCAGCACGCGAGACGCUCGGUGCAUCAUCAAACCACCAGAAAACACAGUGCGACCGUCGUUCGACCGGAACCACACAUCAAAUCGGCGACUUGGUUAUGCACCACAACCCGAUACCUCCGCGAGGAGUGUCAGCCAAAUUUCACUACCCGUGGCAAGGCCCCUUUGUCAUCCUAGAUGCACCGUCCCCCACGACCAACCUCUUGCGCGAUGCUUCCCAACCCCACGCACCACCCUUCACAACAAACUUCAACAAACUCAAACCCUACCACGGUCGUUUACCCACCUGCACACCCGACUCCCUACCCAUUAUCCCAUAUGACCAGGUCCCCCCAGCUGCAGUCGAAGUUACUAUACCCUCCCCCAUCAUACCCAACAGCACUGAGGACAGUGCUGCAUCUUCAGAGGGGGGCUAUGUAAGACCCCAACAGAACUGAUGGACAAAAACUCUUGUGUUUUAAUCACGACCACUCUUUUGUAGGUCGAUCGUGAGGAAUGAUCUCCUGUGAACGAUCGUCAACGGCCGCACCCCGAUAAGUUCCAUCUUAAACACUUUUCGCUGAUCUGUUUUAUUGUACAGUUACGCUUAUACUGCUUGCUGAAUUGUUUUCCAGCCCAGUUUUCUUCGGCGUAUUCCACGUGUAUCCCUACACUCCCCCGAGUUCUUAACGUUUUCGCUCAUGAACGUUUUUCCGUUGUUUGUUAUAGUUCAACCUUUUUCUGCACGUUUACAUAAUAAGCUUUCGUUAUAUUCUUCCUCUCGUUCCCAAUAAACCGUUGCAUUUUUCCGAUCGUCGUUUAACACUCUCACCGAUUUGCGUGACUGUAUGUGAGUGCUUGUGUAAUGGAUAUCUUAGGCUCAAAUACUUCCGACUCCGAAUCCCUGACUAAGAAGAGGAAGCUACACUCGGAAUCUAGUGAUCUACCAGCCGUACCCUCCCCGAGCUCGCGGGACAUUACACUUCGUAACCAUUUCCACGAAGUUGUCCGUACGCGUCCAAAAUGAGACCAGGUAACAAUAUUCCGCGGCAACGCCUUUUAUAAAGUUUGUGGUUUAAGCAUAUGGCGUGGCGUUAUCCGGUACAUCGAAGGCAUCUUAAUAAUUUGUUUUUUAUUAUAUGAAGCGCAAAACUGCGCCCAAUGGUACCUUACGGAAGCGUCAAACUGAGUUUAAGUGAGCGCGGCAAGAAAUUAAACAGUUAAUGACGUUUAUACAGCCCACUUACGCAACACAUCACCUAGAAAAUCAUGAAAUGAUUUUGGUGAAUGGUCUUAAGAACUAGGGAAGAGAAAGCAGAUGAAGAACGCAAGCGAGGACUGCUCGAUCGUUAUUGGCGCAGACUGAGAAUUCGAUAAAGGCGAAAUAUAGAAAAAGCACACAACAUGGGACAAACUGCUGGUUUUGUUGUACACGACUGUACGGAAUAAGAAUAACCAUCAGCCACAGCAAACAGUUUAAUUUAAUUGUAAUUGUUUUAAAGUUGCGAAAAUUCCCAUUGAGUAAUUCAGAAGAGCAUUUGGCAAGCGUACGCGUGAUCUGAUAAAUCCUCAUCCGGCCUGUACAUUUGGAUGGGAACGAGGUGUAAACUGAAACGUGUGAGCGAUAAGAACAAUCGAUUAAGUUUAGUCUUUUCAUACAAACGGGGUAUGAGAAUAGAGGGAAGGGAAGUGAGGGGCGACAGUAGGUGACAGUGAGGGUUAGGAAGAGCCGUGUGACAAGGGGGGAGGGGGAGGUGGGAGAGCGGCGACAUACAAACAGUCAGUCGGUCCGUGCCCACGGUAGACGCGGAGUGUGCGAGAGGUUAUUCUGCGCGCACAGGAUCGACAUCUGUAGCCUGAUGGCAAUUGCCUCUGCUGUCGCUAGUAGGAACUGACCAAGUUGUUUAGGGUAGUUAGGUGUGACCUUGUAAAUGACACGAAUGGCUCCCAACCUUUCUUAGACGUCCAUGAAAGCAGGAGAGUUGACGUCAGCUUUUGAAUAAGCAUCUAUCGAAAGGACACAUUUUCUGGGCAAUAUACGAAAUUCUUCAGUGUUGUACUCCUUUAAAAUAGGAGUAGUCUAGCCCGCUGUUGGGCAGAAAGCGCUAGAAAAAGCUGUUUGGUUGAUAGCUUUGAUAAGGAACUUAGAAGAAUCGAGGACCUGCAUCAUGAGAACGGGUAUUCUGACAGAAUUAUUAUAAAGAAUCUUGCCACCUAUGCAAGAUAUUUGAUCUCGCUCUUGAAAGUAAUGCCGUUCCUGGUUUGUGGAAGGAAUCGCACAUUUUGCCCAUUUCCAAGCAUGACCAAUAUACGUCAUUUGAUGGCUUUCGGCCAAUAACCCCCCCCCCCCCGGCCUCUUUGAAGAUCUUAGAGACAUUGAUCAAAGAUAAGAUGAUGUGUCACUUAACAGACAAUAACCUACUCAGUGAUGUUCAGCAUGGAUUCCUGAAAGCUCGAUCUUGUGCUACAUGUCAGCUCUCUUUCUUUGACUAUGUUCUCCAAUCUAGGGACAAUGGUUUUGCACUUUACACAGUCUAUUUCGAUUUCACUAAGGCGUUUGUUCGUGUGGACCGUUCUCUUCUUCUCUUGAGACUUUGCUCUUUCGGAAUAGGUGGUAAGCUUUUGGAGUUAAAAUCUUCCUACCUAGAUGGGCGCACACACCGGGUUCAUAGUUCCAAUCUUAUCUUAAACUCCAUAUCCUCGAGGAGUGGGGUCAUUCAGGGUAGUGUACUCGGCCCGCUUUUAUUUUGCCUUUUCGUUAAUGAUGUACCCGAUUCAUUUCAGAACGGUAAGUCCUUCAUGUAUGUCAAUGAUCUGAAAGUUACACAUAGACAUAAACCGACAGAGUGGGACAUAAUUUUCGAACUCCUGAAGAGCGACCUACAGGCCUUUGCUCAGUGUUGCCGCAAAUGGCGCCUUUCUCUUUCUUGGCAUAAAUGCUCAGUAAUGGCGAUGGACUAAAUGGAGGUAAGUGUGUGGUUCUUGGAGGAUAUGGUGGUGCGUAUGGCGAAGUGUGAGUGCAUGGGUUAGUGUGUAUGGAUUGAGUGUACAUAAGGGGAGGUGGGUUAACUAGGUGGUAAUUGUAUUUAAAUGGAGUUUUGGUGGGGAAGUGCAAAAGCCGAAGUAAUUUGUGGGGUUGUCAUUAGAUGGUAAGAAGUUUGGAAUGCUAUAAUGGUUUGGCUUAUUCCUAUGCCACGCAGGUGGAUAUUGGGGAGUUGAGAUACAGUUAUAGAACUUCAUUUGUUUCAGGCUAGAGUUUGUAGAACUCCUAUUUAGAAGAUGAAGAUGCGAUCGCUCGCUGGAACAAGAAAUUUAUUGACCUGACGCUUCGGAUUCUCACUCGAAUCCAUCAUCAGAGACAUUCGCAGAUAAAGGUGAUGGUGGCACCAGGAGUGCAGUAUUUAUAGCACGUUGCUGCCGUGGACCGUAUGCUCACUGCAAUCAACAGUUCUCGCAAUCACCGCUGGGGUCGUAUUUGAUGCGCUGAUGGCUUGUCGGUCCGAGUCCGAGUCGUUAAUUGCCGUGAUUUUGUCAUCCGUGCUGAAUGCUGGUGUGACGAUUGCUCGGCAAACUGGCUCACUGUCACCCUGAUAAUUGCUCACCCGCGCCCUCCCCACAUGACUGAUUCUCCUGCCCAGGGAAAGUCGCAGCACGGAAUAUGGUACCGGGAGGUCAUUGUGCUUGUUGAUGGAUUGCGGGUCUGAGAACCAUGACUCGAGCAGCUCGCGGCUCACGCGGUUGUCACCUCUUGCGAGGAUUUCGGCCUCUUGAAAUUUGAAGAUAUGGCUGGGUCUCGUCGAAUUAGUCGCCACCUGAGAGUUAGCGUCUCCCCGCCUCACUGCUGCUGCGUGCUCGGCAAUUCGCAUACGGAGUAAUCUCCAAGUUUCUCCGACAUAGUUGCUUUGUCCGCAACUACACUAGAUCCGGCAAACGACUCCAGACGUUUCCUGCCGUGGCAGGGGGUCUUUUUGUCUCAUGAUUUGGCGCCUAAUGGUUGCUUCAGGCCUGUGUGCGACCCCAAAUCCAAGUGGAGUGAAAAGACGACUGAGGGCUUCCGAGACGUUCUCCACGUACGGAAAAGCCCACCAAAAUUUGGGGCCGGUUGGAUUUGGUCUCUGGUGUCCUUUUUGUAUGCACUGGUUGACAAAGUUGCGCGAGUAACCGUUGGCUCUCAUUAUCCGUCGAAGAUAUUGUAAUUCAUUAAUCCUGUCUUCCAUUUCACUGCAGUGCGUCUCAACGCGCCGGUAUAGCGCCCUUACGCAAUUGCGUUUGUGACUGAUCGGGUGGUUGCUAUUGCAGUUCAGUAUUUGCGUCGUAUUUGUAGCUUUCCUGAACACUUUAGUUUUUAGGUCACCACAAUCUUUGCGGCAGACGAGGACAUCCAGGAAGGCCAAAUGAUUGUUCUCCUUCUCCUCUAUCGUAAAUUGAAUGUCCGGGAAGACGGCGUUGAGAUGUUCUUUGAAUGUCAGUACCUGAUCCCGUUCGAUGACGACGAAGGUGUCAUCCACAUACCGAGCCCAGAAUUUCGGUCUGUGAUGUCGGAAAACCAGCGGUUCCAGCCGUAG
Messenger RNA from Spirometra erinaceieuropaei, 8390 nucleotides. Lineage: Eukaryota; Metazoa; Platyhelminthes; Cestoda; Diphyllobothriidea; Diphyllobothriidae. The record is from the annotation of a GenBank genome assembly.